Molecule: messenger RNA, 414 nt
Organism: Salvia hispanica
Lineage: Eukaryota; Viridiplantae; Streptophyta; Magnoliopsida; Lamiales; Lamiaceae
Product: berberine bridge enzyme-like 18
Molecular function (GO): FAD binding
Source: RefSeq, a predicted model, not a curated record
AUGGAAAUCAGAACUCGAUGUGGUGGCCAUGACUUAGAGGGACUAUCUUAUGUCUCACGAGUGCCAUUCGUGAUUAUUGAUUUAAUCAAUCUCAGUGAAAUCACAGUGGACAUCGAGGCAAAAACCGCUUGGGUCGAGGCUGGCGCAACCAUUGGCUCUUUAUACUACAAGAUUGCAGAAAAAAGUCCGGUUCUAGGAUUCCCGUCUGCCAUCUGCCCAACCGUUGGUGUCGGUGGGCACUUCAGUAGAGGGGGCUACGGCACGAUGCUGACAAAAUACGGUCUAGCCGCUGACAACGUCAUCGAUGCAAGAAUAGUUGACGCCAAGGGUAGAAUCCUUGACAUAACAACCAUGGGCGUGGAUCUGUUCUGUUCUGGGCCAUCAGAGGCGGCGGGGCCGCCAGCUUUGGCGUGA